Pongo pygmaeus (Bornean orangutan) is the source of this 3237-nucleotide messenger RNA. RefSeq names its product transmembrane channel like 6 (gene TMC6). The transcript has 20 exons. The coding region runs from base 589 to 3006 and encodes 805 amino acids. The record is from RefSeq and is a predicted model, not a curated record. Gene Ontology annotation, cellular component: plasma membrane. Gene Ontology annotation, molecular function: mechanosensitive monoatomic ion channel activity. Lineage: Eukaryota; Metazoa; Chordata; Mammalia; Primates; Hominidae.
GGCCAGGUUGCGGUUCUGCCUGGGUAGCGGCUGCUCCCGGGGGGCUCGCUGCCGGCUGGGGUGGGGGUUCCUGGAAACGGGCGCCACCCAGCCCCUCCCCACCAGGCUCAGGAAUGGUGCUCCUGGAAACUCCGCUGGACUUGCCUGGACCUCGGGGCGGGGUGCUGGGUCCCCGGGUUCCCUGAGCUUAGAAGACCCUGUCUGGAGGAAGGGAUUCCAGCUCUAGGGACUGGGUGGGGCGUCCUCAGCCCCUCCUUCGGCAGCUGUCCCUUGUUAGGCUGGGUGGGGCCGACUCGGACCCAGCUCUGGGCUGGUUUUCCCACGUCUUUGCUCCUGCUGGAGGGAGAGGGUGGUGUGGAGCCUGGGCCCGAAGAUGGCACCCAGGACACUGAGGGAGGGCACCGUCUGGUCCUGUGACUGGCACCCCUGCAAGGAGCUGCUCUGUCGGGGCACCCGGGCUUUGCCUGUCCGAGGAAGUGUCCUUCAACUUUGAGCCGGCCGACUUUGAGCCUUGAGUUCCUGAGGAUGGGCAGCAGGAGGCUCCGGAGGUGGCGCCCAGGCUCUGAGCUGCCCUAGGUCUGCAGAGACAUGGCCCAGCCACUGGCCUUCAUCCUUGAUGUCCCUGAGACCCCAGGGGACCAGGGCCAGGACCCCAGCCCCUAUGAUGAAAGCGAAGUGCACGACUCCUUCCAGCAGCUCAUCCAGGAGCAGAGCCAGUGUGCGGCCCAGGAGGGGCUGGAGCUGCAGCAGAGAGAGCAGGAGGCCACAGGAAGUGGCCAGCAGACACUCUGGCGCCCCGAGGGCACCCAGAGCACAGCCACACUCCGCAUCCUGGCCAGCAUGCCCAGCCGCACCAUUGGCCGCAGCCGAGGUGCCAUCAUCUCCCAGUACUACAACCGCACGGUGCAGCUUCGGCGCAGGAGCAGCCGGCCCCUGCUUGGGGACUUUGUCCGCUCCACCCGGCCCAGCCUCCGCCUGUACGACCUGGAGCUGGACCCCAUGGCCCGGGAGGAGGAGGAGAAGCAGAGCCUCCUGGUGAAGGAGCUCCAGAGCCUGGCGGUGGCACAGCGGGACCACAUGCUUCGAGGGAUGCCCUUAAGCCUGGCUGAGAAACGCAGCCUGCGAGAGAAGAGCAGGACCCUGAGGGGGAAGUGGAGGGGCCAGCCGGGCAGCGGCGGGGUCUGCUCCUGCUGUGGCCAGCUCAGAUAUGCCUGCGUGCUGGCCUUGCACAGCCUGGGGCUGGCGCUGCUCUCCGCCCUGCAGGCCCUGACGCCGUGGCGCUACGCCCUGAAGCGCAUCGGGGGCCAGUUCGGCUCCAGCGUGCUCUCCUACUUCCUCUUUCUCAAGACCCUGCUGGCUUUCAACGCCCUCCUGCUGCUGCUGCUUGUGGCCUUCAUCACGGGCCCGCAGGUCGCCUUCCCACCCGCCCUGCUGGGCCCUGUCCCCGUCUGCACAGGCCUGGAGCUCCUCACAGGCGCGGGUUGCUUCACUCACACCGUCAUGUACUACGGCCACUACAGUAAUGCCACGCUGAACCAGCCAUGUGGCAGCCCCCUGGAUGGCAGCCAGUGCAUACCCAGGGCGGGUGGCCUGCCCUACAACAUGCCCCUGGCCUACCUCUCCACUGUGGGCGUGAGCUUCUUUGUCACCUGCAUCACCCUGGUGUACAGCAUGGCUCACUCUUUUGGGGAGAGCUACCGGGUGGGGAGCACCUCUGGCAUCCACGCCAUCACCGUCUUCUGCUCCUGGGACUACAAGGUGACGCAGAAGCGGGCCUCCCGCCUCCAGCAGGACAAUAUUCGCACCCGGCUGAAGGAGCUGCUGGCCGAGUGGCAGCUGCGGCAGAGCCCCAGGAGUGUGUGCGGGACGCUGCGGCAGGCGGCUGUGCUGGGGCUUGUGUGGCUGCUGUGUCUGGGGACCGCGCUGGGCUGCGCCGUGGCCGUUCACGUCUUCUCGGAGUUCAUGAUCCAGAGUCCAGAGGCUGCUGGCCAGGAGGCUGCGCUGCUGGUCCUGCCCCUGGUGGUUGGCCUCCUCAACCUGGGGGCCCCCUACCUGUGCCGUGUCCUGGCCGCCCUGGAGCCGCAUGACUCCCCGGUGCUGGAAGUGUACGUGGCCAUCUGCAGGAACCUCAUCCUCAAGCUGGCCAUCCUGGGGACACUAUGCUACCACUGGCUGGACCACAGGGUGGGCGUCCUGCAGGGCCAGUGCUGGGAGGACUUCGUGGGCCAGGAGCUGUACCGGUUCCUGGUGAUGGACUUCGUCCUCAUGUUGCUGGACACGCUUUUUGGGGAACUGGUGUGGAGGAUUAUCUCCGAGAAGAAGCUGAAGAGGAGGCGGAAGCCGGAGUUUGACAUUGCCCGGAACGUCCUGGAGCUGAUUUAUGGGCAGACUCUGACCUGGCUGGGGGUGCUCUUCUCGCCCCUCCUCCCCGCCGUGCAGAUCAUCAAGCUGCUGCUCGUCUUCUAUGUCAAGAAGACCAGCCUUCUGGCCAACUGCCAGGCGCCGCGCCGGCCCUGGCUGGCCUCACACAUGAGCACCAUCUUUCUCACGCUGCUCUGCUUCCCCGCCUUCCUGGGCGCUGCUGUCUUCCUCUGCUACGCCGUCUGGCAAGUGAAGCCCUCGAGCACCUGCGGCCCCUUCCGGACCCUGGACACCAUGUACGAGGCCGGCAGGGUGUGGGUGCGCCACCUGGAGACGGCAGGCCCCAGGGUCUCCUGGCUGCCCUGGGUGCACCGGUACCUGGUAGAAAACACCUUCUUUGUCUUCCUGGUGUCGGCCCUGCUGCUGGCCGUGAUCUACCUCAACAUCCAGGUGGUGCGGGGCCAGCGGAAGGUCAUCUGCCUGCUCAAGGAGCAGAUCAGCAAUGAGGGGGAGGACAAAAUCUUCUUAAUCAACAAGCUUCACUCCAUCUACGAGAGGAAGGAGAAGGAGGAGAGGAGCAGGGUUGGAACAACCGAGGAGGCUGUGGCACCCUCUGCCCUGCUCACGGAUGAACAGGAUGCCUAGGGGGACGGCGAUGGGCCUCACGGGCCCGCCCAACACCCUGAGACCACACUGGUGCCUCCCAGUGACCCUGCUGGGACACCAGGACAAGGAAGACACUGUUCACCUCUCGAAAGCUGCAGCUGCGCCUAGGCUGGAGCUGGAAGGGUGGGUGAAUCCGGCUUGGGCAUCCCCAGUGAACUCUGCCCUGCCUGGGACUCUAUUUAUUCUGAUUAAAGGGCUUUUGCAGAUGGG